This is a messenger RNA of Clunio marinus, 1330 nucleotides long. NCBI's taxonomy places the organism in Eukaryota, Metazoa, Arthropoda, Insecta, Diptera, Chironomidae. The record is from the annotation of a GenBank genome assembly.
GAAAAAAAAAAUUCUGAACAAACUCAAAACUUUUGUUCGAAGAAUUAAUUUUUAAAUCGACUAAUUUCAGCGAGCGACGACACCACUCAAAGACAGAGGUGAUUGAGAAAGAAUAAACAAAAUUAAUCGAAAUGGAGGAAUACGCCAGAGAACCUUGUCCUUAUCGCAUCGUUGAUGAUUGCGGUGGUGCAUUUGCAAUGGGUUGCAUCGGUGGGGGUGUUUUCCAAGCAAUAAAAGGUUUCAGAAAUGCUCCUUCAGGAUUAUCGCGUAGAUUUAUUGGAAGUUUAACAUCAAUCAAAGCUCGAUCACCAAUUAUCGCUGGAAAUUUUGCUGUUUGGGGUGGAAUGUUUAGUACAAUAGAUUGUACAUUGGUACACUUCAGACAAAAGGAAGAUCCAUGGAACAGUAUAGUUAGUGGAGCAGCAACUGGCGGAAUCUUAGCAGCACGUAAUGGAGUAGCGGCAAUGACUGGAAGUGCCAUCAUUGGUGGCGUUCUAUUAGCUUUAAUUGAAGGUGUAGGAAUUUUAUUCACAAGAUUAUCAGCCGAACAAUUCAGGAAUCCAUCACCACAAGAUCUCCCACAAGACCCGUCAGUUCUCGGCGAUCCCAACAAAAAUGGCUUCAGCUUUGGCUCUCCUCCACCUAGCUAUCAAUAAGAAUGAUGAUAACAAUUGUAAUAGAUCCACAUUAAUUUUAUGUGUGAAUGUUUGGUGAAUGUGAAAAUCUGACAAUUCAAUUUAGUCAUCAAAACAAACGAAAAAGAAAAGUCUGGAAGAAAUUUGGAAUUUUGUUAAUACCAAUUUGUGAUUAUGUCUGCCAUUUAGCAACUUAUCCAAAUUUCAGUGAUAAAUCACGUAGAAAUCGAUUAUUUGUUCUCAUGUUAAAAUCGAAAUCAACGUGAAUUUUGUCUUAGUCGACUUUUUAAGAUCUAAGAUUGAAUUUGCAUCAGGAAUGUAAUGAAUGACAGAAGAUUUUGAGAUGAAUGAAAUGCUGAACAAUGACAACGGGAAUAUUUCCAAAUUUAAUUACUUUUUAUCUUUUCGAAUGCAAAAGAAAGUUUAAAUUCACUUUUAUCAUUGUCAUCAGCAUUUCAUCUUCUCAAUUCCAUUAAAUAACAUAAAUUUAGACAAAAUUCGCUUUAUUUUCUUUCCUUCUUUUCCGAAGACAAAAAAAAAUUCUCCACCCCCACAAAUUGAUUUAAAUGUAAAUAUGUUAGUCGAUUUUUUGUUUUAUUAAAUUCUUGUAAAGCCACGAGAAUAAUUCACCUAAAGAAUGAUUUGAAAUAAUUUUAAUCAAAAAUAAAGAAAAGCGAUUUCUUAAAUAAGUUAAA